AUGUCUUUCAUAACAGUGGCAGCAGCCACGCUCCCCAGCAUCCCUCUGGAUUUUCAAGGGAACCGAGAUAGAAUCAUAGAGUCUAUCCGGGUGGCCAAGUCCAAGGGAGCUACUGUUCGAACUGGUCCUGAACUUGAGAUUCCAGGAUAUGGAUGUCUUGACCACCAUCUCGAGGGCGACACCUUCUCCCACAGCUUCGAGGUCCUGGCUGACAUCAUUUCCGACGAGGCAUGCAAGGACAUGAUUAUUGAUAUUGGCUGUCCCGUGAGGCACCGCAAUUGCCGGUACAACGCCCAGGUCCUGGCCACGUACAAGCACAUCUUUUUCAUCCGGCCUAAGAUGAGCCUUGCAGGUGACGGCCUCUACCGAGAGAUGCGCCAUUUCACGCCCUGGGUCAAGCCCCGCCAGUUUGAGACGUAUUACCUCGAGGACGUGGUGACGCGCGUCACAGGUCAGAAGACGGUGCCUAUCGGCGACGGCAUCCUGAGCACCAGGGACACGGCCAUUGGCGUCGAGACGUGCGAGGAGCUCUUCACCCCUCUAAACCCCUCGACGUAUCUCGGCCUCAAUGGCGCCGAAAUCAUCCUCAACAGCAGUGCUAGUCAUGCAGAGCUCCGAAAGCUCAAGACUCGUCUUGACCUCAUCUCCAACUCCACGCGCAAGCUGGGCGGCAUCUAUGUCUACGCUAAUGCUAAUGGCGUUGAUGGAGAAGCUAGGAUGAUGUUUGACGGCUCGUCCAUGGUCCUGAAGAACGGAGAAGUGAUGGCCCAGGCUGUCCAGUAUACCCUCAAGCCCGUUGAUGUCAUCACCGCCACUGUCUCCCUCGAGGACGUGAGGAGCUACCGCUCCGGCAUGUCCAGGAACAUGCAGGGUGCUGCCCAGGAAGACUUCCCUCGCGUGGAGACGGACAUGGUUCUCUCCCGAAGCGCCAGCGACAUCUACCUCUCCAAGACCCUCCAAGUCAGUAAGCCCAUGGAACUUAAGGUGUUGGACCCCAUGGAAGAGAUUGCCAUGGCACAGGCCGUAUUCCUGUGGCAGUAUCUUACCAGGACCAACUCUCCCGGUUACUUCUUGUCUCUCAGUGGCGGUCUAGACUCGUCGACCGUAGCCCUAUUUGUGUAUAGCAUGGCCAGACUGGUACUCCAAACCAUUCAGGACGGCGAGAAGUCUACUCUCGAUGACCUGCAGCGUGUGACGGGUGACAAUAUGUUUGUUCCCAAGACUCCCGAAGAGAUUGUCUCGAGGCUCCUCCACACUUGUUACCAAGGAACGGUCAAUUCUGCCGAAGAGACUCGGUCUCGCGCCGAGCGACUAUCCAAGACAAUCGGCGCCCACCACUCCGACAUCACAAUCGACGAGGCUGUCUUAGCUCACCAGGCCAUCAUCACCAAGACUCUGGGCUUCGAACCCAAAUACUCCGUCCAGGGCGGCACCCCGGCUGAGAACCUCGCCCUGCAGAAUAUCCAGGCGCGCAACAGGCUCGUCGUGCAGUAUGAGCUCGCCCAGCUGUCCACUACCGCUCGCAAACUUCCUCGUGCGGGGGCUGCUCUUCUCGUUCUGGGUAGCGGCAAUGUUGACGAGAAUCUCCAGGGUAGCACCAAAUACGACGCCUCAUCCGCCGACAUCUCUCCUCUAGGCAGCAUCUCCAAGACGGACGCCAAGGCCUUUCAGAAAUGGGCCAUUGUCCAUUUCAGUCUUCCCAUCAUGAACGAGUUUCUCGACGCCACCCCGUCAGCCGAGCUCCUCCCUCUAUCGGCGGGUGUCCAGGAUGACGAAUCCGAUGCAGAGAUGGGCUUCACAUACAAGGAACUUGGCGAGUUGGGAAUGCGCUUCAAGGCAGACAAGCUGGGUCCCUGGUCAAUGUACCUCCGCCUCCUGGGUGACUGGAAGGACACCCGCCCGGACUUUGGCCCCCGCCAGAUCGCCGACAAGGUCAUGCGCUUCUUCCGCUUCUACUCCCUCAACAGGCACAAGGCCGUCAUCCUCACCCCCUCGCCGCACAUGUCGGCCUACAACCCCGACGACAACAGGCGUGACCUCCGCCCCUUUUUGUACGUCGUCAACUGGCCUUACCAGUUUGGCAAGAUCCGCGCCCACGUCGAUGAGCUGGAGAAGAAGCUCGGCGAGCAGGAGCUGCCGCAAGAGCCGCAGGAGUCGUAG
Geosmithia morbida is the source of this 2160-nucleotide messenger RNA. RefSeq names its product NAD+ synthase (glutamine-hydrolysing). The record is from RefSeq and is a predicted model, not a curated record. Gene Ontology annotation, molecular function: ATP binding; NAD+ synthase (glutamine-hydrolyzing) activity; glutaminase activity. Gene Ontology annotation, cellular component: cytoplasm. The transcript has 10 exons. Gene Ontology annotation, biological process: NAD+ biosynthetic process. The coding region runs from base 1 to 2160 and encodes 719 amino acids. NCBI's taxonomy places the organism in Eukaryota, Fungi, Ascomycota, Sordariomycetes, Hypocreales, Bionectriaceae.